This is a messenger RNA of Durio zibethinus, 1537 nucleotides long. RefSeq names its product gibberellin 3-beta-dioxygenase 1-like. NCBI's taxonomy places the organism in Eukaryota, Viridiplantae, Streptophyta, Magnoliopsida, Malvales, Malvaceae. The record is from RefSeq and is a predicted model, not a curated record.
AGUACACCUCUACUCUUUUUAACUCAUUAAAAACCAAUACAAACUUUUAUUUCUUGUAAACUCUCAAUUUCUCUCGUUUUCAAGCACAAAUUCUUUGCUUUCUUUCUCUUUCUUGAACUUUCACUAUGCCUUCAAGGCUCUCUGACGCCUUUAGAGGCCAGCCUAUCCACCCCCAACAACUCAAACACCCUGACUUUACCUCACUUCAAGAACUACCUGACUCUUACGCAUGGAAUCAGCGCGAUGAUGACUACCCUUCUGGCGACGCCUUCGCCACUGAUCAAUCCGUGCCAAUUAUCGAUCUUAAUGACCCUAAUGCUCUUCAAGGCAUUGGACAUGCAUGCAAAACUUGGGGAGUUUUCCAAGUCACCAACCAUGGCAUCCCUACUAGCCUCCUUGAUAUGGUGGAGUGCACUAGCCGGACUCUUUUCUCUUUACCAGUCCACCAAAAACUUAAAGCUGCUAGAUCACCUGAUGGUGUCUCCGGCUAUGGCUUUGCCAGGAUUUCCUCCUUUUUUUCUAAGCUUAUGUGGUCUGAGGGCUUCACUAUUGUUGGGUCACCAGACGAGCAUUUUCGUCUAAUUUGGCCCCAAGAUUACCGCAAUUACUGUGAUGUGAUUAAAGAAUACAAGGAAGAAAUGAAAAAGCUAGCAGGCAGAUUGAUGUGGCUGAUGCUGGGUUCCCUAGGCAUUAUAGCCAAACAAGAUAUCAAAUGGGCUGGCCCAAAAGGCGAUUUCAAAGAGGCUUCAGCGGUCUUACAAUUGAAUUACUACCCGGCUUGUCCGGACCCAGACCGGGCCAUGGGUCUCGCUGCGCAUACGGACUCAACUCUCCUCACCAUCCUCUACCAGAACAGCACCAGUGGGUUGCAGGUCUUAAAAGAGGGAGCCGGAUGGGUCACAGUCCCUCCUCUACCGGGCGGGCUUGUGAUCAACUUAGGGGACCUUAUGCAUAUACUAUCGAACGGGUCAUACCCGAGUAUUCUUCACCGGGCCAGGGUGAACCGUACCCAUCACCGGUUUUCCGUAGCCUAUUUAUAUGGGCCACCAUCUAGUGUCAAAAUAUCACCCCAUCCGAAACUAUUAGGUCCAGCUCAACCACCCCUCUACCGACCAGUUACUUGGAAUGAAUACCUUGACACCAAAGCAAAGCAUUUCAACAAGGCACUGUCAUCAGUUCGAGUUUGUGUUCCUCUAAAUGGAUUGGUCGAUGUAAAUGAACACAAUAAUAGCGUAACAGUUGGCUAAGAGAGUCAUUUUUGUUGUUAAUCUCCAAUUUCGUUUUCUUUCUCUUAUAUUAUCUAUUCCUUCCCAUAUCUUGAUUGGUUUGGACAUUUUAUGGGGACCCUAAGAUUUUGGAGGAUAGUAUUGGGAGUUGGGAUGGGUAAACUAAAGGGAAGAAUAAUGAGGUUAGUUCCCAUGAAAAGGCCCAAGUGGAUAAGUUGUAUCAAAUCAUAUAAAGAGAUGCAGACAAUGGGUCUCCAUUCUGUCUUUUGUCCUUAUGCUGAAAGAUAUGUUGGGAAAAAUUCUUAUUUGAA